UGCAGGGUGUUAUUUCAUGGAUCUGGUUUUUGUGCAGACACGCGUUCAGAGUGUGGUGGUGCUGCUGCUGUGGAAGCAACAAUUUAUUUUUGGCAUCUGACAUUAAAGCUCACCCUUCCUCUGCAAUGACAGCAGCCCCACAGAGCUGCAACAGCACCGGGGUCUGACAGGAGCUCUUUGUCCGUCUCUCUCUGACACGUUGUGAUAAUGAUGGAUGACCUAUAUAACUGCAGGGACUGACCGGCACGUUUCUGUCAGCGACCUGUUGUGAGCUGUGAGAGGAGAGCAGUUGGUGAAGCAGCGUCACAGCAAUCAUGACCAAAGAGGACGAGAUCCCCGACUGGGUGGGAGCCCAGGAGUUCUACGACAAGUACGAGUCCAAGGAGGUUCUGGGAAGGGGAGUGAGCAGCGUGGUGCGUCGCUGCAUCAACAAACGGACGUCUCAGGAGUACGCGGUGAAGAUCAUCGACAUCACCCCCUCGGACAAGACCACCCCGCAGGAGAUUGAGGAGCUCAGAGAGGCGACGGUGAAGGAGAUCGACAUCCUGAAGAAAGUGAGCGGAGGGGAGAACAUCAUACAGCUCAAAGACUGCUAUGUGUCCAACGCCUUCUUCUUCCUGGUUUUCGACCUGAUGAAGAGGGGUGAACUUUUUGACUACCUCACAGAGAAAGUCACUCUGAGUGAGAAGGAAACCAGGAAUAUCAUGCGUGCUCUGCUGGACGUGGUCCAGUUUCUCCACAGCCAGAACAUCGUCCACCGGGACCUGAAGCCUGAGAACAUCCUUUUAGACGACGAGAUGAACAUCAAACUCACCGACUUUGGCUUCUCGGUGCAAAUCGAGCCGGGACAGAAACUCAAAGAGGUGUGUGGGACCCCUGGUUACCUCGCUCCUGAGAUCAUCCAGUGCUCCAUGGACGCAGGGCAUGCAGGAUACGAUACUGCUGUGGACAUAUGGAGUUCAGGGGUGAUCAUGUACACGCUGCUCGCAGGUUCUCCGCCCUUCUGGCACAGGAAGCAGAUGAUGAUGCUGCGUAUGAUCUUGGGUGGGACCUACGACUUCUCGUCUCCAGAGUGGGAGGACCGCUCAGACACUGUGAAGGAUUUGAUCUCUCGGAUGCUGGUGGUGGACCCGAAGCAGCGAUACACAGUCACAGAUGUCCUCAACCACUCGUUCUUUUCACAGUAUGUGGUGAAUGAAGUACGACAGUUCACUCCAUACAGGCGCUUCAAGGUCAUUUGCAUGACUGUUCUCGCCACAAUGCGAAUCUACUGCAACUACCGCCGUGCCAAGCCCGUCACCAAGGAGGUGAUCAUGAGCGACCCGUAUGCUGUGAAGCCCAUCCGCAAGCUCAUCGACGCGUGUGCAUUCAAGAUCUAUGGCCACUGGGUCAAGAAGGGCCAAACGCAGAACAGAGCAGCACUUUUCGAGAACACUCCCAAGGCCAUCCUGCUGUCGAUGACGGCCGAGGCCGACGAGCCGGUCCACCACAUCUCUUAAUGAGGUACUGUUCCUCAAGACACAUCUGCUGGAGAUUAAUGGGGAUGAUAUUCUACUACUCAGCUUGGCUUUUUUUUUUUUACUCUUCACUGUUGGAAAGGAAAUUAACUGGUAAAACAUAACCGACUACAACCA
Messenger RNA from Sebastes umbrosus (honeycomb rockfish), 1634 nucleotides. RefSeq names its product phosphorylase kinase, gamma 1a (muscle) (gene phkg1a). Bases 315 to 1499 code for a protein of 394 amino acids. Gene Ontology annotation, cellular component: phosphorylase kinase complex. The transcript has 10 exons. The record is from RefSeq and is a predicted model, not a curated record. Gene Ontology annotation, molecular function: calmodulin binding; phosphorylase kinase activity; ATP binding. Gene Ontology annotation, biological process: protein phosphorylation; glycogen biosynthetic process. NCBI's taxonomy places the organism in Eukaryota, Metazoa, Chordata, Actinopteri, Perciformes, Sebastidae.